Phoenix dactylifera (date palm) is the source of this 3365-nucleotide messenger RNA. Its product is annotated as MND1-interacting protein 1-like. NCBI's taxonomy places the organism in Eukaryota, Viridiplantae, Streptophyta, Magnoliopsida, Arecales, Arecaceae. The record is from RefSeq and is a predicted model, not a curated record.
CUUUUUGCCAAACCCCACCAACAUUGCGACUACUGCCAUCAUCAUACCCUAACCCCAUCCUCUCUUUCUGAAACUAUCUUUCUCCCGUGCUCCAUCAUUCUUUUCAAAACACCACCUCUCCUACCACUCUCUUUUCCUGCCACCAACUUUCAUCUCUAGCCAUCUUUCUUUUCUCACCUUUUUUAAACACAACUACACUCAAGCCAUCUCACCACCACUAUCUGACCUCACUAUCUGGCAUCAAAACUUCGCUGCACCUUAGAUCUGCAUCGUCUCUUCUGGUAACUAUAUUAUCGUAUAUAUAAAGAAAGAAAAAACUUCUUCUGCCACUUUCUCUACGACACCAUUUUUCAUAUCCAUCAUCUUUUUAUUUCAUUCCCAUCAUUCACCAUUACAACCUUCUAUUCUGAUUGCCAUCAUCCAUCGUUGUUGUCACUCCACCGCCACCACACCUUAGUUGCCAUACCCUACUUUCGUUACUCAUAAAUCAAGUUCAUCACCAAUUUCCUCCAACAAUGAACCAAGCCAAUCGAGCCCGACUUCCACCGUUCAUCCCAAAUCCAGCUAACCCAGACUUCCCUCCUCUGCCAACUCCAUCAUCCUCCAUCUAUCCAUCUCGCAGCCAAAUCGACCCGUUGAACCUGUGGGCCCCGCCCUUCCGGUCCGGGCUCCACUUUCAUGUAUGGGAGUCUCCACGAGGCCUCCCUCGGCACGCCCUCCGCCUCCUCGUCCCCCACGAGUCGGCCUGCCCGCCCCCUCCCCCUCCUCCUCCUCACACUCUCCCUUGCCUCUUUACUCUCGCCCCCUCCCCGCCCUCCUUCGAUCGCCCCAAUUCCAUCCCGGCCCCUCCCCCUCCUCCCCCCUUGCCCCCUUCUCCGCCGCCCCCGCCGCCCUCCUCACGCCCGCAGCCGAUGGGAGGCAACGCUCGCGAUCGAUCUGUCCGCAGCGGUCGCAAGGCUCGUCACGCUGCCAAGCACCAGCCUUCCUCCUCCUCCAACCCCCCCGCCGCCGCACCCCCGCCGGCCUCCUCCUCCUCCUGCUUCCCCUACCCCUCCCCCUCCCCCGCCCCCGCUGACGGCGAUCCGGCCACCGGCCAGCCCACCCCUAACCCGAACCCUAACCCCAGCGACGCCUACGACGAUAACGGAUGGGGCUACUGCACCGAGGAGCAGCUCGAGGAGCUCCUCCUCAAAAAUCUCGACUUUGUCUACCGGGAGGCGCUCAACAGGCUCGUCACCCUGGGCUACGACGAGGAGACGGCACUCCGGGCGGUGCUUUGCAGCGGCCACUGCUAUGGAUCCAUGGAUGCUCUAUCCAACAUCCUCCAAAAUGCCAUGGCGCACCUCAGCUCGCCGGCGACGGCCGGGGACUGCGACGCCGGCAGCGGCGUCCCGGCGAGCGGAUUCACCGACCUCCGCCACCUCCAGGAGUACUCCCUCGCCGGAAUGGUGUGCCUUCUUCAACAAAUCCGCCCCCAUCUCAGCCGAGGCGACGCCAUGUGGUGCCUUCUGAUGAGCGACCUCCAUGUCGGUCGUGCUAGUACCAUCGACAUCCCCGCCCUCCCCCCGUCCGCCACCCCCUACCCCGCCCCCACCCUCGCCCCAGCCCCCGACUCCGCUGCCGGAUGCGGCGCUGCUGAUGGCGCCGACUGUGCUCUGCCGCCGGCCGCCCUCUGCAAUUUCCAUGCGGCGGCGGGCGGCGGUGGGAGCACUGAUCUUCCGCCGGCCAUGAGGCGGAAUGCCAAUGCCUCGGAGUUGCCCCGGGGUGCUGGCUUUCUUCCGUGUCAGAAGCCUCUGCCACGGCCGAGGGCGGAGGUGGGCUUGGGGUCAUCGUCCUUGGAGCAACCGCAGGGCGAUGCCUCUGCCGCUGUUGUUGGGGCAGGGGAUGACGCCCAAGAGGAUCUUGUGGACUCUGUGCUGAAGUCAUUGGAGGCGAUGAACCUCGAGGAGGAAGGGAAGUCGCUGGAUGGGGCUGAGGACCACAAAAAAGAGAUGAUUUUGGACCUUGUUCGCCAGAUUAGGGAGCUCGAGGUUCAGGUGAGGGAUCGAAGGGACUGGGCUCAGAAGACGGCGCUGCAGGCCGCUCGGAAGCUGAGCAAUGACAUGAUUGAGCUGAGGACACUGAGAAUGGAGAGGGAGGAGAACCAGCGCGUGAAGAAGGGGAAGCAGGCGCUGGACGAUGCGACGAUGAAGCGGCUGACUGAGAUGGAGAAUGCGCUAAAGAAGGCGAGUGGACAAGUGGAUCGUGCGAAUGCUGCUGUCAGGAGGCUGGAGACUGAGAAUGCCGAGAUACGGGCUGAGAUGGAGGCAUCAAAGCUGAGUGCAUCGGAGUCUGCAAGGACUUGCCUGGAAGUGGCGAGGAGGGAGAAGAAAUGCCUGAAGAAGGUGCUGGCAUGGGAGAAGCAGAAAGAAAAGAUUCAGCAGGAGAUUUCCGAGGAGAGGAGGAAGAUUGUAGAAACCGAGCAGAAAUUGGCUGAAGUCAGGUCAGCAUCCAGAGAGACUGAGGCAAAAUGGAAACGAGAAAUAAAGCUUAGAGAACAAGCCACUGCACAAGCUGACGAGGCACGUAGAGCCAGAGAAGCUGCUGAGAUUAAUGCCAAGAGAAGACUGGAGGCACUGCGGCAGAAGCUUGAUGUAAAUUUUCAGCGCCACAGGGAUGACAUUAAAAGGCUCGAAGAAGAACUUUUCCGUCUCCAAGCAGCUGCAGCAUCAACCCAGCCGAACAAUCCAUCCUUUAAUGUUUUGAACCCAGGAGAUGCAGAUGCAGUGAAGGCACUGAAAGAAGGCAACGAAAAGAUGCAUACUGGUUUCAAUAAACCACAAGGGUCAUCUCGAAAGCUGAACCGCAACAGAGUGUGUGUGAUCUGCUUGAAGGAUGAGGUGUCUGUGCUUUUCCUGCCUUGUGCUCAUCAGGUUGUUUGUGUCAACUGCAAUGAGGACCAUGAGAAGAAGGGUAAAGGGAGCUGCCCAUGCUGCAACGUCAAGAUUGAUGAAAGGAUCCGUGUUUAUGGUGCAAGCUCUUAGAUCAAGUUGGAGCAUCGGUUGCUAGGGUGACAUGAUCCAGCAAGGUGCAAACUGAACUUGUCUUAGCAAGAUUUCAGCUGAACUUUGGUGAAUAAGUUUUUAUUACUAGCGUAAAUUUCUGGUCGUGUUCAUAUCAGCAUAUGAAUAGUCCAUGGUUACUUCUGCUUUAUGUUACCGUGUCUUUUGCUUUAUGUUGUCGUAUCUUUACAUGUUGAAUAAACCUGAGCUUUUGUAAAUGAAACUUGAAAUAAAUCAUCAUGUGGGACUUUAGUGGUGUUCUGUAAUAUAUGUCCUGGUGCUCUUAAAUGUUAGUGAGUGGUCUUCGAUGUUUUGGCUGCUGUU